Molecule: messenger RNA, 1270 nt
Organism: Owenia fusiformis
Lineage: Eukaryota; Metazoa; Annelida; Polychaeta; Sabellida; Oweniidae
Source: the annotation of a GenBank genome assembly
CUGGACUCUCAGAGACAACACUGCAUCAGAACACUGAAGACUAUAGUUUUUUGGAACAAUUGAAUUUAAAGGUAUUAAGAUGAAAGCCACUAUUGCCUUCCUCCUUCUGGCCGUUGUUGCCUCUUUACACACAAGUGAUGCCUGGAGGGUACGUCUCCCAAGACUUGGUCUCCGUCGUAUCAUCGCACCAGUCUGCAGUAUGUACUGUAACCAAAAAUGCACCCUCCCAGGGAUCUGUGCUCCUGUCUGCCACAAAGUCUGCAAUAUUGGGCGUAAACGCCGAUCAGUUGCCAUUAAUGAUGACGAGAAGCCAUUUUCUUCUGAUCUCUCCAAAUAUGAUUCAGACAAUGACGACAGAGUGACCCUGACAGAGUUUGCUGAAGCCAUCUCAUCAACACCUGAAAAGUGCAUUGAAGCCUUUGGAAUGGCUGAUGAAAAUGAUGAUGGUAUAUUGGAUAUGGGUGAGUUCCUCCGUGGACCAUUCCACUUCACAUCUGGAGAAGUAGAACAAGAACAGGAUACACCAGAUAGGAUUGGAAAGUAUGCAGAUGAUGAUUAUUAAAUCCCAAAUGAAAUGUGGAAAGUGAUCUCAGAUGACGAUAACCCGUAAUGGACCUUUUAUAAGUGAAAGAAUUUUAAAACUGAAGGCUGUGAUAUGACAGUGAUUAAAUUAUACUAGAUAUAGGAACAAUUACAGUUAGUGUUUCUCUCAUCAUCUCAAAUUUAUGUUUGAGAUAUCUGUAUUAAAGAUGAAUAUUUAUGUUAUAUUUGUACUACUUGUUAUUAAAACAUUGAUCUCAAAUUGAUACACAAUUUUUUGCAAUUAAAAGUCAGUAUUUGUUAUCCUAAAUGACGUUAAAACACUUUGAAGUCAGUAUGAUAUGUGAUUUUCACCAUCAAAAGACGAUGAUAUAACCUGCUUUUCUGGAAUUAUCAAAGUUUAUAUAGACAGUGAAUUCAUUUAAACAUUUAUUUCAUGUAUAUUUGUUCUGCCUCUAAAGAUUGAAAAGGCGAAAGUUGUGAAAUUCUGUUCAUUAAUAUUUGAGCUAUUUUUCAAGAUUUUAUAUUUUCAGAAGAACCAAAAGUACCAAUCUUUUUUUAUGAUGCUAUCUUCAGAUCAUUAUAAUUAAAAAACAUUUAGGAUAAGAAUAAUAGUAUUAUAUAAUAUAUAGGUGCUUAUUUAAAUAUAUUGCAUGUAUAUUUUUAUACAUAUUUUUGUGUAAAAAAUAAAUACAUAAACCUCAAUCAUAUAUUUAUUAUGUUAUAUUUA